Messenger RNA from Penaeus indicus, 13659 nucleotides. RefSeq lists its product as uncharacterized. NCBI's taxonomy places the organism in Eukaryota, Metazoa, Arthropoda, Malacostraca, Decapoda, Penaeidae. The record is from RefSeq and is a predicted model, not a curated record. The transcript is spliced from 21 exons. Bases 1 to 13506 code for a protein of 4501 amino acids.
AUGGAAAUUUGUUGCAGCUUUACCAAGAGACGUGUAAUCAGAGAUACCAACUAUAAGUAUUAUUAUUCUUUUGGAUCACUUAAAGCACAAGUUCGAGUGAAAGCUCAGUUGGCUGAUUUGUCGCAGUUGGAAAUGAAAUUCCUCUAUGAAGAUGGGGGGACAUGUGAUUCCCACUUUCACCUUUACAACAAGUACAGUGGUGGUCAUUAUGUGACAGGCAUCAGCCUCGACCUCACAGCCUCAUAUGAUCCUUGGGUGGUUGAAGUCAACACUACUUUGGGUUAUGGGAUUUCCGACCUCAUGAUUAAUGUUGGAGCACCUGUCUUGAGUUCACCUUUCCAAGCUCACCUGUCCUAUGAAUUAACCAACACCAUUUUCGAAUUUGAAGCCCAAAUAGGAGUGGCAGAUGGAGAGACAGCUGCAGUGACAUUUUCAGGACAGAGAGAGUCAGGUUGGGAUUCAGUCCAGAGGUCUGGAUCUCUGAUGGUAGACACUCCUUGGACAGAACCACUAAUACUUAAUGUCACAAACUAUCAGGAAUCAGACUUGAUUCAUGUCUCUGUAGAUUUAACUACGGCUAUAGGUGGCAUACAAUCUGUGAGAUCAGACUUUGGGAUUUACUACACAAAGCCUGGAGAGACACUACUUCAGUUUAAUGCAACCCAUGAGCAGCUAGCGAUAGGACUGGAACUAAACAACAAGCAUAGUGGUAAAGGAUACACACAGCAGCUAAAAGGAACUGUGAACGACAUAGAAAUCACUUAUGCUCUGGAGACAGAGUGGGAUCACAGCCUUAUACCAGAGACGGCAGAUGGGCAGAUUGCUAUUAGCAACUUGCUUGAUCACAACCUGAAUCUGACAGUCUCACACAACAGAAACUCCAGCACAUUUGCAACGAAGAUAUUUGGAUCCUGGGGAGACCAGUUACUUAAAGCAAGUCAUAUAUUAGAAUUUCAAAACCAAUUAGACUGGUCCAGUUUAUUAGAUGUUGUUCUUCCCAGCAAAGAAGAAAUCAAAUCUGAGUUGUCUCUGUCUGCAGCUGACUUUACUACAUUCCAAUCAAAUCUUAACUUCACCUCACCAUGGACAGAUGAUAUAGUGACUGUGGUUACAGCAGUGCCCAAUGAUUCUUCUAUUACCUAUGAACUUACCAGCAUUCACAGAGAUUCUGUCCUUUCAAGAGCCUCUCUGAGAAGUAAUAGAGUAUUUGGUUGGGAUCAUUCUGAUUUUAAGCUAGAAGUGUCGUCAUCUUACCUUGAGAACUGUUCCAUUGCUUGGGAACAUGGAAUGGAUUAUGGCAGUUUAGUAUCUAUGGAAGUGACUUAUGGUUCUGACUUUUUGAUUCAAGCAACGAGUAACCUCACAUUCAACCAAGGGUGGUUUAGCCAAGAAUUUUCAGAGUAUUUGUUACUAGCUGAAGUUAGAGCUCCAGAACAAGGGAUUAACUUUAAAACCAACUUAAUGUUUGACUCACAAUACAAUGGUAAUUUGGAAGCUCUGUGGGGAGAUUCCUCUCUAAUGGCAAAGUCUGCCAUCUUUAAUGGUGUUAUCUUCAAGACACUGGUGGAUAUACCUGGCCACAAAUACCAGGCCGAUCUUGAAUACACUGAAGGAGUCAGUGAGAUACCAGACUUUGACUUUACACUAGCUAUACAAGAUGAAGAUGUUCUCAUUGUCAAUACUACGACUACUUCUUUGUAUCCCAUACUUGAUGUACAGCUCACCUUCCAGGUACUAGCAGAUCCAGGAGCUCAAAUGCAGACUGGAUUGGUGAAUGUGACCAUGGACUUGUCUCAAGUCGAAGACUUUACCUUCUUAGGAUCUGUAAAAUUUCUUUCAGACUUUGCAGGUUUUGAAAAUUAUGGGCUUCAUGUUGAAACUAACGUCAAUCUUGAUUACAAUAAGUGGGAUGUAGGAUUUGACAUCAAACUGUAUGCCAAUACAGUGACUUACAAUUUAAAUAUGAGUGGUUCUCUUGCUUUAAAUGAUCUGCCCCAUCUCAAGUACAAGAUGGCAUAUGGCAUGGAUUUUAAUGACCAUCUCCUUGACCAAAAGGAAGUAAAUUUCAUGUUUGGGAUUCACCAAUACGGCAGUUAUCAGACGAAUGUUACUCUUGUACUUGGUAAUAAUAUACCUCAGUGGGCUAUGUUUAUGUCCUACAACGACACCGGAAAAGACAUCAAGGGCUAUGUUAUUCCAGGAGAUGAUAACAAGUACGAGGUGGCUGCCAGCCUUAAUGGUGAUAAUUUGGUCUUUAACAGUCAAAGAGUUGCUGAUGAUGGAUCGACUUUUAUAGCUGCAGAAGGCAAAAUUACCUGGGAUGUCAACAACCCUAGAAAACAAAUAACACUCACCAUGAAUUCUGAUAUUGAAGCCAUUAAAGAAGUAUCUGGCGAUAUCCUCAUCACAGAGAGUCGUGGCUUUGAAGUCAAUGCAAAUUUCAUGCUAAAUCAACAGAAAUUUAUUUCCAACCUUCGGCAUGAGGCUCGUGGUUCAGGUAAUUCUGGGAGGGCUGUAUUGGUUGCAGAAAAUACAAUCUUUCUUGAGUUUAAGUUUGAAGCCAACUUCGAGUUCUUCUUCACAGAUGAAGAAUUUAAAGCAGAUUUAAAGAUAAAUGUGAAUGAUGAUGGAUACUUUAUCAAAUCACACAUGAAGGCCAGUUUAGAAGAGUCUUACAUUCGAAUUGAAAUGCCAAUUGAAGACUGGGAAAACAUAGAUCUGACAGUAAAUAUCAUGACAGAUGAAUCCUACAGGGUAGUCAUAAAAAUGAAAGUCCCUAAGUUCUGUUUCAACUUUGAUGGGAAACUUGACCAACUGUUUCUGCAUGCGAGUGUGAAUAUUAACAUACUCGAAAACUGUUCCGCCACUGCCAUUUUUGAAUUCAACAUGAAAUAUGAGGUGAAGGACAAUCUUAUCACAGUGUUUUCAGACUGUUAUAUACAAGGUAUUGGCCUCUUCUUCACAAUAGAAGGAGAAUGUAAAAUUGCAGUGGGCGAAUAUGAUGUCGUGAUAAAGGGUGAGUUUUACCCGGAAUAUUCACUGGGCUUAGAAUUUUCUUGGUUAUUUAAAGAAGAUGAAUUUGGAUUGAAAUUACAUGUGUACGAAAUCUCCACAGACACCACAUAUUUUCUGUUCAACAGCAAUUUCUCCUUCUUGAGGUCUGAAAUUACCUUCAAAGUUCUGGAAGAGCAGAAGCUUGAACUAAAGGCAGAGUAUGAUAUUCAGCCAACUCAGAUAAUUCUGGAAGCUUCUUAUGAUUACAGUUUAUUUGGACAAUCACUUGCGGGAAAACUGACUGGGGAAGCUAGCUUCAAAGAAACCUUCGGUGAUAUAGAGAUUCUUUUCUCCACAGACUCUGCAUUUGGCCAGGCAAAUCUCGAAGUCGGCUAUGAUUUCAGGAAUGAAGUCAAAAUGGGACAUCUCAGACUAACAACAUCAAAUGGUGAUGCAGAUGGCAAGCUUCAGCUUCAGACGAAUGACCAGGGAUUAAGAUUAACAUUUGAUAUGUCAUCAAGUCUUCAUUCAUUCCAGAAGUAUCACUUUGAUGCCCAUUUUGAGAAUAAAAUUAAUGGUAAUACUCUGAACAUUUAUAGCAGCCAAGACGACAUGAAAUACAACUUUACAAGCUCAGUUUCAGCAACUGAAGAUGGUUUCAUGGGAGGCAUUACUUUCCAUAUGCCCUUCGAAAUCCUGGAAAUGUUUGAAGUAGAUUUCAGUCUUCCUCUUUCUGAAGUGUCGGAAAGAAAAUAUGUGGCCAUGGUCAGUGGUGUGACAGCUGGAGAAUAUUAUGGACUGGGCGUGAAACAUAGUCACCAAGAAAACUGGAAGCAGCAAAAAACAGAACUUAAUUUCAUUACACCAGCGAAGACCGUAAGUAACUUCACAGCUUUCAUAGAGUAUGACUUUGAUGGCAAGGCAGCACUUUAUGUAAACGGCACCAGAGGAUGCUUAGGACUGGACACAAACUGGCAAAACUCUGAUGUUCUGUUUGCAUUCGAAGUCCAUUCUUAUCUGACUCUGCUUGGCCUUGGUGAGCACAUAGUCAGUGUAGAUAUUCCACUCGAUUUCUCACAGAGGGGAGAGUUCCGUAUUACAGCUCAAAAAACAAAUUAUGACUUCGCGACCGCACUGAUAAUUGGAGAAAAUUUCAAAUAUGGGAAUGUAACCUUCAUGAUUCUACCUGAAGCAGAAGAACCUGUAAAGAGAGUUUAUGACCUUAACUAUGAAUACAAUAACCAGUUCUACCUGAAUGGCCAGUUUGAUGAGUGGAAAGUCUCAACCAGAUGGGAUUUCACGGGAGACCAAAUAUCUGCAUUAUCUGGAAAUGUCAAAAUUCAAACCAACUUUCCGGAGUAUGAGUUGAUUAAUGGAUACUGGGAUAUACAUCAGAAAGACAGCAUAUAUUCCUUACAAUUUAAAUUUGACAUGAAACAAAAGGGAAUAAUAUUUCUUUCUUCGGGCUUUGAUAAUCAUCCUCGAGGUAGUUCUGCGCCCUGGAGAGGUAUAAAACUAGACCUGCUCUUUGAUUCCCCAUUCACACUGACCCAUACGCUCCGCGCACAAUACCAUGCCAACCCUCUUAAAGUGUCAGCUACCUACAAACAUGGCUUUGACACAUUCCAGGUUGACUUCACAACUAAUUUCCAGAACAACGAGGGCACAGUUGGCUUGACUGGAAACAUCCCAGUGCCAGGAAUCUCAGUCUUCAAAGUCGAUCUCAAGUACAAAUUUUCUGAUAAAUCUCAAAAUGUUGUUAAGUUCAAGGCAAAAAUUGAGGAAACAAAUUUAGAAGUCAAUGGCAAAGCCAAAAUGGAUUGGAGUAAUGGCAUAAUAGAGGCAACAGCUGUUUCUCCCUUCUUCAGUCCAGGGAGAGCUGAAUUUACCUGGUCUACUGAAAAGACUCGGGUCACUUACUGGGCCAUGUUAGAGUACAAACAACAAGAAAUUAAAGUCAAAAUGGCCCUGGAACAAACAAGCAGACUGGUGAAAUUAGACAUUUUUGUUUCAACCCCAUUUGAGGGAUGGAAGAACAUCAAAGUCCACAUAGGAUACUCUUGGUUACCCUCUGCAUUCACAUUUACAAGUGUGUUAACCAAGGAAAAAAUGCAGAUCUAUAACAUCAAAUCAUCAUUUUUGUUCAGCAAGGAGAAAGUGGCAUUUAGUAUUGAGGGAUCUUUUGAACCUCUGAAAACUUCGGGAUUAUUGAUAUUUGAGUUUACUAGUACUGAAAAUGCUUAUGAAAUUAAAUUCCAAGAGCAGCUGAAUGAAUAUAAAGUUUUGGAAUUUCAUUUUGAAUUUGAUGAAUAUCACCUGGAAUGUGAACUAAAGUAUGGAAGUUUAAAAAUACUAGAAAUGAUUUUUGAUUACUACAAAGCAGAAGUCUUCUUUACAUGGGACAAAGGACAAUAUUUAAAUGUCAAAGUCAUUCAUCCAAGUCCAAGUAAUGCCCUUGAAAUUAACUUUCUGUUGAAAAUCUCGGAUAACCGGCCAGUGAGCGUACAGAUAACUCAUACGUUAGGUCAAAAUGUAAGCAUGAUUCUUGCUUUUGGUGAGAGGAAAUACACAUUGACUGGAAAGAUGAAUGUUGAUAAUAGAAAGUUACUGAUAUCUAUCAUAUUUGAAUCUUCUGAGGAUGUUGAUAAUCCAAUUACCAUUGAGGCUAUGUUCGAUUUAACUGACUUUGUAAGAGGUAAGAUGAAAGCAGUGAAAGAAAUAGCAAAGAUCAGCCUAGAUUGGGGCGGCAAAAUAGAAUUGUCUCUCUCAGGACUGCGACAGAAAAAUGCAAUUAAGAUUGCAUUGGACCUCACGACUCCGUAUGAAAUUCUACCAAAACUGCAUCUGAGCUUUGAAGUUGGCCAAAAGCGCAAGCAAAAUUCCCUGGAGGUAAAUUACGAACUGUCUUGUGAAUGGUCAGAAAAAAUUGAGGUCUCAGGUUCACUGAAGUAUAAGAGUGAUGACUUUUUGUUAAAGAAUGAGGUACAGACAACUUUCCCAAUAGUUGAAAAACUUGACUCUAAACUCUUGCUGAAGCCAAAGUACUUUGAGAUUACUACUGAUCUGAAUGGAGAUGAAUGGAAGUUGUCCAUACGUGAGUACUCUUUCUCUCUACCAUUCUCACUAAAAGUGGACAUCAAGACCCCCCUGGAAGGUUAUGAAAGUUUGUCUUUAAUGAGCUCCGUAAAACUAAAAAAUGGGGAACUUGAUUCUGAGAUCACAUUUAACUGGCCUGAAGAGAAAGUUAUCACUUUGAAAAUCCAAGCAGAGAUGUGGAACUUAAAGGUCAAGCUGAAUACUCCUUGGACACCCUUGAGGGAAGUUAUUUUCAUUGCUUCUUUAAGGACCGAGAGUGAGGAAGUGUCAUCUAAAGUGACACUCCAGUGGGAUGGCAGUAAGGUAGAAAUGACCUCUGAUAUGACUCCCAAGGAAGCUCAGAUUGUUGGGAAAUAUAAUAAUGGUCAAACUGAGGUAGCAUCUGUUAGACUUGAGUACAUCAACAAAGGCAAUAAUCUGGAAUUUGGGGUUGUUGUAGAGACCAUAUAUGAUAUCCUAAAAUUGUUUAGGACAAAUUUCCAGUUGGGGCCCCAGGGAAUCUCCCUUGAAGUAUUGAUUAACGAUGUGAUGAGCCGUUUCAAGGGAAGUUACUCUGAAGGUGCAAUUAAAUUUAUCUUAGACAUUCCCUUCUUAUAUGAUUUUCAGUGGAACUUAGAGGCUAAGCAAGAUUGGACAAAACUAGAUACGUAUUCAACUAUGACAUACCCAAAAGGAACCACACCAUAUAACAUUACGCUUAAUUAUGCCUUGCAAACGUCGUCACUCAUGGUAAUGUUUGAUAUUGAUGGAGAUGAAAAGAUUAUGUCUCUUGGUAUAGAUGUGUCAGAUACUUGGAAGUUUGUCAUUGUAUACUUUGGAAGUCAGAUUGAGACAACCAUCAACCCAAAUGUUAAUGAUGUCAUGAGCCUCAGAUUUGAAUCAACAGACUUUAAUUUAGAAGUAGUGACUGUAAAUAUAAGUGUUGAUUAUGGUGAAUUUGUGAAUGUUUCAAGCAUCGUAACUACUGAUUUCAGAAACAUGAAUGUCUCUAGUCAUGUAAUGAAUAUAUCUUAUACCAUGCAAAAAGAAAGUUUUGUCUUUGGUACUGUACUUACCAGCAGUUACAUUGAUGGCUCAUAUAAACUUGACACCAUUAUACCCAUGAGGAAUAUUCUGGUUGAAAAAGGGAAAGCUGUUCUGUCUCUGUUUGUUGGAGAGCAGAAGUACAUAGUCUCAUAUGUGAAUGAUAACCCUGUUGAUAUGGCAUCCAACAGAAAUUUGAGGAUUGAAUUCCCAGAAUGGACAGCAGAUUUCUCCACUGAGGUAACUGAAGAUUCCUUUACCAUGGUAUUCUCUUACCCGGGGCCUUCCACUAAACAUGAGCUGGCCAUCAUGUGGCCUGAAACUUCAGGUGCUGAAAAUAUCUUACUUACGGCAGAGCUCAAUUCACCAUACUUGGGUGAAGAUCCUGCUAAGUUUAACCUGAAGUUUGUCGUUUUAGAUGAGCUGCACUUUACAUUUGACUCUGAAUUUUCACACGGAACCAAACAAAUUGAUAUGGAAGGGGAACUGCGGUACAAUGACAAUUUGAAAGAACUCAUUUAUAACACAAAAAUUAGAUCAGACUGGAUUGGAGACUAUUCUGUCGAUGUUAAUGUCCACUGGAUUAUGAAUAUUGUUUUGGAUGCAACUCUAAAAAUCUAUGGAGAGAAGCAUAAUUUUAACCUCAAAAUUGAUCCAGAUAUUCAUGAGGCAUCUGCAAAAGCCAGUUCUUCAUGGAUUCCCUAUAGGAACAUGGAAUUCAUGGGCAGCCUUGGAAAGGACUUGACGCCAUCCAACAUGGAUAUUAAGGGUAAGCUCAGUCUGGGUGAUGGUGAGAUUCUUGUAGAGGGAAGAUUCCAGAAUGAUGGAAUAGAAAGUCUUAAAGCCCAUUUAAAUAUGACACACAAUAUGAAUGAAAUAUUCAAAGCAGUUUUAGACUUUGACAGUAGUGUAUAUGUAACUAGUUUAAAUUUUACUGUGACAAGCAUUGUUCCCGAAAUGAACACAGUAUUGACGGCACAGUACGAAAAUUAUGGAUCCAAGCAAGUUCGCGUCGAUGUUCAAGGCUUUCUAGCAAUAUAUAAUGAGUUGAAUCUAUAUAUUAGAAUUGGAGAUAACUGGUAUAAUUCACUCAAAGUAUAUUUUAGUAUUCAGCAUCUUUUUUCUUUAGAGUAUCAUUUAUCAACUGAUCCUGAUUUUCUUACUUCAUUUAGAUUUGAAUCAGACAACACUGUAAUACAUGCAAAUGCUGAUUACAAUGUUAGUUAUGAUAACCUUUUCUCGAUGACAAUUGAUCAUUCACUGCUACCCUUAGAAUUUGUACAAGUCCACAUCCCUUGGCCACUGUUACUUGAAGAUACACAGAUUCAUAUUUCAUUUGUUUACGAUGCAGAAUUCACCAUGUUCGAAGCUUCUAGGAAUGUGGAUUGGGAUUGUUUGGUCACUGUUAUCACGCCAUUUAAAAGCUAUGAAAAAUUCGUUUUCAAGUUCUUACUCCCUAGAGGUGACUUAGCCUUUGUUGCAAUGAUAGAACAUCCAGGUGGGAAACUGGGUGUAGAAGCUGUGUAUAGAUCAUUUUAUAGUACCAAGUUAGUCGUAUCCCUACCUCUGGAAAAGUAUGACAUCAUAGCUUUCCAAUAUAAUAUAGUAGAUGGGAAUCAUCGGAUAGUAGAAGCACGAGUUGGUAAAGUUGGCUUCACAGUGUCUUUUCAGAUCUUGCCUCAAAAUCCCUUUACAUGCAUAGAAAUGGUCUUGCGGCUGAAUGAGAUGAGUGUUCAAGGCUACGUAAUAGAUAGACAUAGUUCGAAAAGAUAUGGAAUAGAAUUACAUCUCGAAUUUGAAUCCAUAGAUAUUUUAAGUAUACACACACUAGAUAUGCAGCUCGUCAGAGUUGUUAAUGAAAUGGAUAUAUUUAUUUUGAAAACUGAUUUAGAGGAAUUAAUCAAAUUGCAGAUAGCUAAAGGAAAAGAAAAUAUAUUUGCUCUUACAACGCCCAAAAGUUUCCCAGUCUUUUUAGUGGUUAACUUGCAAAAUUCUGGAAAAGUUAACGAAUGCCGUAUGAAGGUGGGUGUAUCUCUGGGCCCAGAUCCAGACUUUGAAAAUUACGGAUUCCACAUUCGUCAAGAGUCCUUAGAGGGAGGUCAUCAUAUCUCCCUUUCUGGUGAUGCUGCCGAAAAUAGCUUCUAUGCCGAGGGUACCUUGUCCUUAAAUUACUAUCACUUCAACGAAAGCCUGAUCUUUGAACUUAACAAGAACAGACUUGGUUACAGAUCCACCUUCGAGGCACAUCCUGGAAUCUUAAAGGACGAAUAUAAUGGCAAUAUUGAGGUGAUGCUGCCUGGGCAGACUUUACACUGGAACAUGUUUGCACUUUGUGGCUCAAAAGAUGUUGCUCUACAGUCAAAAUUUACCUGGAAUGAACUUGCUGAAGAGGUUGGAGCUAUGAAUUUUAUGGUCAAUUACAAUGACAAUACAAUAUUUGGACAAGGGGAACAUCACAUGAAGAUUGUUUUCAUGCAUCCAGAUAUCAAAGACAUUAUCUUUGAGGGCAACAUUACCCAGUACGAGGACUUCACCGUUUCUGGCAUGGCUGAAUUCCUUGACAAAAACAUUCCAGAAAUGAAUAUCACUUUGGCCUUUGAUAUGUAUCCUGUCAUGGAUGAUGGAAAACAACACUUUACAGGCAACAUAUCUCAGCUGUCAUCUGGACUUUUGGCAGUGAUUGAUACCAAAGUUAUGAACACACCCUCUGUAAGGCUAGGUGAUUAUUCAGUCAAAUACUGGAGCCUUACCAAGGAGUCCUGGGAGGAACUGCAUUUGUCAACUGCCCUUAAUACGACAGAAGAAGCAUAUGAUUUUGCACUGGAUAUCUCUACAUCAGAUGAUGACUGGGGAUAUGCCUAUAGAGGUGGUAUUUACUCAUGGGAUGAAUCAGGUGCCUUUUUGUUGGGUGGGAGUUCGAAGAAAUAUCAAGACUUCUGGGAAAUCGAAUCGAAGAUCAAUAAAUACUUGCCAGAAUUCAAGUUGCAACUGGGUGUCGGCCAGGGAGAGCAAGAGCCCUACGAACAAGGAAGGCUAAGGAUAGGCUUACAUAACCCACUCGAGAUGGGAGCUGUUUUAGACCACAGGAAAUUCGGGGAGUGGCGGCAAGAUGGAACUGUUGGACUGCGUCUGAAGGCGAAAAACGUUCUCCAGUUUGUGCUGGAAUACGAUCCUUCUAUGGACUCCAUGGACGACUAUUUCCUGAAAAACUUGAUUUCUCCAGCUGACCGAAUCUCCGGGAUGUGGUGGCGUGAUCUCAGGGCGACUCCCCAGGCUGUUCAGGAAUGGGUUUUGGCCGAGGGUCCAACUGCCAUAGAAGUUCUUGUUAAUAAGCCUAUACUUUUUAAAUUGCUGGAGAAAGAAGGAGAGAAGCUACAGAUAUUGAUAAGUGAUAUCGACGCCACUCUCACUGAAAUCAGUCUCCUAGCAACUACAAUCUGGACCGAAGAUAUUAAACCAUCACUUGACACCACAUAUAGCUAUGGGAGCGCCAUAUAUGCUCAGACAUCUGAGGCUCUCAGUGGCUUCGUUGCAAUCCUGACAGAGCAGGUAAGCGACUACGGCAGCCAGUUGGCAUUGCUGGUGCUGGAGCAGUGGACGAAGGUGGAAGAAGGCUUCUGGAAUAUCUACAUCCAGUGCGCUACCUGGGGGGCGGAGGUAACGACACAGAUGCUUGAGGUGUUGACGCGCGCUAGCGACACGUUGAUUACCGCCUGGACAACCUGCCUUGAGGCCACGCAAGCUGUUCUCUCUUCGGUGCAAGCUGUGAGCGAACCCGUCUUCAAGGUCCUCUUCGAAACGUUUGCGAAAUACAUCGAAGACCUGGGUGCGGUUUUGGGAGGGCAGUGCGUGCAAGAGCUCAGUACAAGAUUCGCCGAGAUGGUGGCCUCACUGGAACAGGACGUGGGUGGAGGAGCGAGUGUGAUCCUGGAGUUCCUGCAGCCGGAGGAGUACACGAGGCGCCUUCUGCUGUUGCGGGAUGGGCUGGCUGCAUGGGCGCGAGACACCGCCGGGGCUUUGCGAGACGCGGCGGCACAGGCUGGUUCGUCUCUCGGCAACAGCGAGGCAGCGCACGUCGUCGCUACCUUCGGCCGCCUCCUGAACGACGCCCUCGGCCAGAUUCAACACGAAGGACUCCGCGCCUAUAUCCAACAAAGGACAGCCGACUUGCGCACCACAGCGGCGACCAUGGUGGAGGAGGUCCUUCGCGUCUCGAAGGAAGGACUUGAAACUCUCGGCCAGAGCUCUCUUCUCAGGACGAGCUUCCUUCGACCCCUCCAUCAGGCUGCUGAAAGCCUUUACGAAAAUGUGGACACAGCGUGGCGGAAAGGGCGUGCGGGACUGGAAAGGGAGCUCGAGGGCGUGCAGAAAACUCUCUAUCUCCUCGGCUCCAAAGUACAAGCAUAUCUGGAACGCAAGAAUUACUUCCUGAACGAGAUCCUCAUCUACCAACCCUACGACUACGGCAGAAUACGCUACAAUCAGUUCCUUCCUGUUCCUUGGAAAAGCUUCUUGGAUUCUCCUGACUGGGCAGUCCUUACGAGGCUUUUCGUGAAGGAAUCCCCUUCAGCUAAGGCGGAGAGGCUCCUGGAACUGGGAAUGCUGGAACUGGAUUCCGGCUGGCGUCCACUUCCUCCGCCCGGAGUCCUCGUGCCCCUCAGCACAGCGCCUCGGCUCUUCACGGCCACCGCCACGGUCAUGGGCCAACACGUAACGACCUUUGACCUCCACCACUACGAGUUCCUGGGUCCCUGCUCCUACCUGCUCGCCAAGGACUUCAUCGACGGCGACUUCGAGGUGAUAGGCGUGUACGAGAGCGAGUCAGGCGACGUCAGGCUGGAGUCGGUGCUUAUCCGCGCCCCCGGCACUGAUGUCACGCUCCAUGUGGACGGCACGGUUGAUGUCAUCUACGCGGCGGCUCAGAUGGAGAGCGCCGACGGUCGAGCCGAGCUGAGGACGAACGACCUGGAGGUGAUCUGCAGCCGCGAGUUCCAGGGCUGCUCGAUCACCGUCACGUCCAAGUAUUUCGGCAGGCUGGGAGGCAUGCUCGGCAACUUCAACUACGAGCCUUCGGACGACCAGCAGGGCCCCGACGGCACCAAGGUGGGCAGCGUGGGCGGCCUGGCUAGGCUGUGGGCGGUGUCGACGCAAGCAUGCUACCAGGCGAACCAGGCCACCCAGGUGCUCGCCCUCGACGGAGUCACGGGCGUGGACGAGUGCCAGCGGCUGUUCCUCGGAGCCAACAGCAGUCCCUUCGUCACCUGCUUCUCGACAGUGGACCCGCGACCCUACUUCUGGCACUGCGUCAACGACCGCAACCGGCCGCUCCAACGCCAGGGCGCGAGUAAGCGGUCGUGCGACGCGGCCGAGUCGUACCGAGUGAUGUGCGCGACGGAAGGACGCCCCCUGCCCGCUCUCGACGCCUGUCUCGGUCGUGGUACCAGCGAAGACCAAGAUGGAAGCCAGGUAUCGCAGCCAGAUUCCCCGACCUGCAGCACGCCUGACGGACAAGUACCAGUCGGUUGGAGUCGGAGCUUCUGGGGCGCCAAGAACGGCUCGCUGGACGUCGGCCUCGUGGUGGAACUCGCCUCCUGCAACGAGGGGAAGGACUUCGGCCAGAUGCUGAAGGAGGUGGCCAAGAGCUUCAGGAAGGCUGGAUACGAGGACGUCCGCUUCGCCCUGAUGACGUACACGAGCAGCGAGUUGGGUUCUGCUUCGGCCUUCUCUUCCGAGGGCCGCGUGGCGCCGCAGCUGGAGGGCGUCGCGAUGGAGGAUUCGAAGGAUGCGCAUGGUGGCUCAGCGGCAGUCAUGAAAGCGGCGAGAACCAUGCAAUGGCGUCCCGGCGUGGGCCGCGUUCUGCUGCAGGCGUCGUGCCAGCUGUGCGACGACGGCGAGAGCGUGGCUGAGGCCCUGCGGGAGAACGACGUCGUGCUGCACGUCCUCUCGAGACUGACGGUGACCCUCGAGGGCCCCGAGACGGCCGAGAGCAAGACCUUGGCCUGGCGUAUCUUCGGCUACGACAAGGACCUGGUCUACACGUCGUCGGACUACAGAACAUUCCAAGGAGACGCCGGCCAGAGGGAGCUUCUCGAGGAACACGGGGAAUCCUGCCUAGACACGGUGCAGGAUGCAGGGGGAGCCGUCUUCAACAGCAACAGAUGGAUACCCAAGAAGGCAGGCCUGACGAGGAAGUUCCUGAGUGUCCUGAGUCAGCGUCUGGCCACCGACGUUCCCGAGCCGCGCUGUCACCAGUGUCGAUGCCUCGCGGACGAAGACCAGGCCAGGCUCAGCUGCAGACGCUGUGGGGAGGAGCCGGAAAUCAACGCAGUGAUGGAAAAGAUCAUUGAAGACUUUAGGGCAGAAUUCCAUACUGAUGAAUCUCCGUUGGCAUGAAAGGAAAUAACAACAACAACAAAAACAACAACAGCAACAAUCAUAUAGCUUACGGAUAAUUGUUAUCGUUCGUGUUACUUUUAAGCUUUUAGAUGUAUAAGAAUAAUGUGUACAGUAUUAUAAGGAAGUAAAACAUAAGUAAUAAUCAAUUCA